Vicugna pacos (alpaca) is the source of this 2041-nucleotide messenger RNA. RefSeq names its product ETS transcription factor ERG (gene ERG). Gene Ontology annotation, molecular function: DNA-binding transcription factor activity, RNA polymerase II-specific; sequence-specific DNA binding; protein binding. Gene Ontology annotation, cellular component: nucleus. Gene Ontology annotation, biological process: cell differentiation; regulation of transcription by RNA polymerase II. NCBI's taxonomy places the organism in Eukaryota, Metazoa, Chordata, Mammalia, Artiodactyla, Camelidae. The record is from RefSeq and is a predicted model, not a curated record.
UUAUUUCAAGAUCUUUGAAGACCCAAGAAAAGCCGUGUUGACCAAAAAAAAAAAGCAAGACAAAUGACUCACAAAGAAAAAAGAUGGGGAAGCCAAGGGCAAUUAAAUCUGACUCAGGUUCUGAGCGGAUGCUGACUCAGUUGGCCUCCUGAGGGACAUGAUUCAGACUGUCCCGGACCCAGCAGCUCAUAUCAAGGAAGCGUUAUCUGUCGUGAGUGAGGACCAGUCACUGUUUGAGUGCGCCUACGGCACGCCGCACCUGGCCAAGACGGACAUGACUGCGUCCUCCUCUGGCGACUAUGGACAGACAUCCAAGAUGAGCCCACGCGUUCCUCAGCAGGACUGGCUGUCUCAACCCCCCGCCAGGGUCACCAUCAAGAUGGAAUGUAACCCCAGCCAGGUGAAUGGCUCAAGAAACUCCCCCGACGAGUGCAGCCUGGCCAAAGGCGGGAAGAUGGUGAGCAGCCCCGACACCGUGGGGAUGAGUUACGGCAGCUACAUGGAGGAGAAGCACAUGCCGCCCCCAAACAUGACGACGAACGAGCGCAGGGUCAUCGUCCCCGCAGAUCCUACACUAUGGAGUACAGACCAUGUCCGGCAGUGGCUGGAGUGGGCAGUGAAAGAAUACGGCCUUCCAGACGUCGACAUCUUAUUAUUCCAGAAUAUCGACGGAAAGGAACUGUGCAAGAUGACCAAAGACGACUUUCAGAGGCUUACCCCGAGCUACAAUGCUGACAUCCUUCUGUCGCAUCUCCACUACCUCAGAGAGACACCUCUUCCACAUUUGACUUCCGAUGAUGUUGAUAAAGCCUUACAAAACUCUCCACGGUUAAUGCAUGCUAGAAACACAGGGGGUGCAACUUUUAUUUUCCCCAAUACUUCAGUAUAUCCUGAAGCCACGCAAAGAAUUACAACUAGGCCAGAUUUACCUUACGAACCACCCAGGAGAUCAGCCUGGACCAGUCAUGGCCACCCCACCCCCCAGUCAAAAGCUGCUCAGCCGUCUCCUUCCACAGUGCCCAAAACUGAAGACCAGCGUCCUCAACUAGAUCCUUAUCAGAUUCUUGGACCAACGAGUAGCCGCCUUGCAAAUCCAGGGAGCGGGCAGAUCCAGCUGUGGCAGUUUCUCCUGGAGCUCCUGUCAGACAGCUCAAACUCCAACUGCAUCACCUGGGAAGGCACCAACGGGGAGUUCAAGAUGACAGAUCCGGACGAGGUGGCCCGGCGCUGGGGAGAACGGAAAAGCAAACCCAACAUGAACUAUGAUAAACUCAGCCGGGCCCUCCGCUACUACUAUGACAAAAACAUCAUGACCAAAGUCCACGGGAAGCGCUACGCCUACAAGUUUGACUUCCACGGCAUCGCCCAGGCCCUGCAGCCCCACCCUCCAGAGUCUUCCCUGUACAAGUACCCCUCGGACCUCCCUUACAUGGGCUCCUAUCACGCCCACCCACAGAAGAUGAACUUUGUGGCCCCCCACCCUCCGGCCCUACCCGUGACGUCGUCCAGUUUUUUUGCUGCCCCCAACCCAUACUGGAAUUCCCCCACAGGAGGCAUCUACCCCAAUGCUAGGCUCCCAGCCAGCCACAUGCCUUCGCAUCUGGGCACUUACUACUAAAGACCCGAGAGAGGCCUUUCUCAACCACAUGCAUCACCAAUAAAUUGCCACAAACUCUGUUGUAGAACAUGAAUCAGAAGUGCCUCAAGAGGAAGGACCACGCUUGACUGGGGCUGGGGGAGGACGCCGGGGAAGAGGUUCAAAGACUCUUAGCGGGAGGGGAUGACUGAAGUAUUGCUACCAAAAUCAAGAGGAUGCUACCAAUGUAAUGCACACGGGCGUAUCAUCUGUGACCAACCUUGUAAAAGACAUUGUAAGUAGAAGCAUGAAGUCACAAGGACAAAGUGCCAAAGAAAAUGUUCUGAAGGUGUGUGGAGACUUUAGAGUGGACUCUGGGAUCCUGCUCGUGCAAACUGGGGUUCAAGUAAAGCGACAGAGAUCACACAGUCUGGACCGAACAUGCCGUUUCUCAUGUCAUUUUAA